AUGAGGUCGAUAUCGCUAUUUUCUCUCCUGAUUCCUGCCUCUUGCCUCGUUGCAGCACAGUCUUCCACGGCGACCAGCGCUGCGGCCCAGUUCACUGUCCCAGCAAGUGCUGAUCUCGGUGUCACCCUUCUUCCUAACAUUGAUGACCCUACUGCGGCCAACGCCCAAGUCAAAUGUCCAGGCUAUACGGCCUCACAAGUGAGCACGUCUUCGACCGGAUUGACGGCCCAUUUGACUCUUGCUGGCACGGCCUGCAAUGUCUAUGGGACUGACAUCCAUGACUUGGACUUGUCGGUCGAGUACCAGACCUCGUCACGGCUGCACGUCAACAUUCGGCCUUCCCAUAUAACCUCCCAGAACCAGAGCUGGUACCUUCUCUCGACCGACUAUGUCCCAGCUGGGAACCAGAGUGGUGGCUCCGUGACCACAAGCGACUUGACAUUUUCUUGGGCCAACUCACCCAGCACGGGGUUUGGAUUCAACGUAACCCGCAAUAGCACCGGGGACGUCUUGUUCUCGACGACUGGCACAAAACUGGUCUUUGAGAACCAAUUCAUCGAGCUCGUUACGCACCAGCAAGAGAAUUACAAUCUCUACGGCCUGGGAGAGGUCAUUCAUGGGUUGAGACUGGGAAACAACCUCACACGCACAAUUUAUGCCGCCGAUGUUGGCGAUCCAAUCGACCAAAACCUAUACGGGAGCCAUCCAUUCUACCUCCAAACCAAGUAUUUCGAGGUCGGCAGCGACAACAGUACCACUCUCCUGACUGAGCAGCUCGACACGACUGAGGCUACCGGGAAUUACACCUCCUUCACCCACGGUGUCUAUUUCCGCAAUGCUCAUGGCAUGGAAGUCCUCCUAGAAGCCAACAAUGUGACAUGGAGAACAUUGGGCGGCAGCAUCGAUCUGUAUUUCUUCUCCGGACCGACACAGCCGGACGUGACGAGUCAGUAUCUGAAUGUGAUAGGCAUGCCAAUGCUGCAAAACUAUUGGGGAUUUGGUUACCAUCAGUGCAGAUGGGGAUAUCAAAACUGGACUGUCACAGAAGCCGUCGUCGACAGCUAUGAACGCUUCGGUAUUCCACUUGAAACAAUUUGGAACGACAUCGACUAUAUGUUUCAAUACCGAGAUUUCGACAACGACCCCGUCCGCUUCAACUACUCGGAUGGUAAAGCCUUCCUCCAACGUCUCCACAACAGAGGCCAACAUUACGUGCCUAUCAUCGAUUCUGCCAUCUAUGUUCCUGAUCCAACAAACGCAAGCGAUGCAUACCAGCCGUUCGAUGACGGCAAUGCAACCAAUUCAUUCCUCCUCAAUCCAGACGGGUCACUCUACAUUGGCGAGGUUUGGCCUGGUUACACCGUCUUCCCGGACUGGCUCCAGCCGUCUGCCCGAGCAUGGUGGAAGAACCAGAUUGUCACGUGGCAUCAAAAGCUUCCUGUCGACGGUGCUUGGAUCGACAUGAGUGAAGUAUCCUCAUUUUGUGUAGGAAGCUGUGGUACUGGAAAUCUCACGCUCAACCCGGUCCAUCCACCCUUCGGUCUCCCAGGCGAGCCCGGCAAUGUCAUCUACGACUAUCCGGAAGGCUUUAAUUUGACCAAUGCCACCGAGGCUGCUUCAGCCUCUUCAGCUUCUCAAGCCCAGGCGACGCCAACCUCGACUGCCUCAGCGUCAAGCUCAAGCUCGUCUUCGUCGACAACAAGCUACCUGCGCUCAACACCAACGGCAGGACAACGCAACAUCAACUAUCCGCCCUAUGUGAUCAAUCAUGUCCAAGGAAACCACGAUCUGGCUGUGCAUGCGGUAUCUCCAAAUGCCACACACCACAAUGGUAUUCAAGAAUACGACGUCCACAACCUCUUCGGCCAUCAAAUCCUCCAAGCUACGUACGCUGGGCUCUUGGCUGCGAUCCCCAACAAGCGACCUUUUGUCAUAGGGCGGUCCACAUUUCCCGGUUCAGGCACUGUGGCAGGCCACUGGGGCGGCGACAACGCUUCCAAAUUCUUCUACAUGUACUUCUCUAUCCCACAAGCUCUGUCGUUCAGUCUCUUCGGCAUCCCAAUGUUCGGCGUCGACACCUGUGGAUUCAAUGGCAACUCGGACGAGGAGCUGUGUAAUCGGUGGAUGCAACUAUCAGCCUUCUUCCCCUUCUACCGCAAUCACAACACGCUCUCUGCGAACCCCCAGGAGGCGUAUGUUUGGAGUAGUGUUAUCGAUGCCACCAAGACUGCCAUGAAUGUGCGCUUCCAAUUACUGCCGUAUCUGUACACACUGUUCUAUUAUGCCCAUACACGAGGCGAUACAGUCAUGCGUGCCCUGGCGUGGGAGUUCCCCAACGACCCCAGCCUCGCGAACGCCGAUAGACAGUUCUUCCUCGGCCCGUCAAUCCUCGUCACCCCAGUCCUCACGCAGGGUGCGACCAGUGUGGAUGGCGUGUUCCCCGGCCUCGUGGAAGGCACUGAUACUUACUACGACUGGUACAACAAGUCGCCUAUCGCGAUCCCUAGCGCGAAGAACACCACCAUCGACGCACCCUUGGGCCACAUCCCCGUGUUCAUCCGCGGUGGCAGCAUCCUGGCGACGCAGCAGAUGGCCUUGACGACGCGUGAUGCGCGCAACACGUCUUGGAGCAUCAUAGUCGCCCCCAGCGUGGAAGGCACCGCCAACGGAUCGCUGUACCUGGACGACGGCGAAAGCCUGACCCCGAACGCCACCAAGAUCGUGACCCUGACGAGCUCCGGUUCCCCGCAGAACGGGACAUUCAGCCUCAACGUCAAGGUCUCGGGAUCCUACACCGGUCUCGACCUUCCGCUCGCCAACGUCACCUUCUUGGGCGUGCAGCGCGCCCCCUCCAACACCACGGUGACCAUCAACGGCCGCGCCGUCGCCAACGCCACGUAUAAUGCCGCGAGCAAGGUCUUGAGCGUCACCGGCCUGGGUAACGUGCUGGGAGGGAAAGUCUGGGGUGGGAACUGGACGCUGAGCGCGUGA
Molecule: messenger RNA, 2991 nt
Organism: Fonsecaea nubica
Lineage: Eukaryota; Fungi; Ascomycota; Eurotiomycetes; Chaetothyriales; Herpotrichiellaceae
Exons: 1
Coding region: 1-2991 (996 amino acids)
Biological process (GO): carbohydrate metabolic process
Molecular function (GO): carbohydrate binding; hydrolase activity, hydrolyzing O-glycosyl compounds
Source: RefSeq, a predicted model, not a curated record